AUGGACGCCUUCCAGGAGGUGUUUCAGAAGGUGGAGAAGAUCGGGGAGGGCACCUACGGCGUGGUGUACAAGGCUCGCAACAAGCGCACGGGGCAGCUGGUGGCCCUCAAGAAGAUCCGCUUGGACGCGGAGACGGAGGGCGUCCCCAGCACUGCCAUCCGAGAAAUCUCACUGCUGAAGGAGCUGAAGCACCCCAACAUUGUCAAGCUCCUGGAUGUCAUACACAGCCAGAAGAAGCUCUAUCUAGUGUUUGAGUAUCUGAAUCAGGACCUGAAGAAAUACAUGGACUCAUCCCGAACUGGAGAGCUUCCUUUAAGCUUGGUCAAGAACUACCUUUUCCAGCUGCUGCAGGGUGUGAGCUUCUGCCACUCACACAGAGUCAUCCACAGGGACUUGAAGCCGCAGAACUUGCUCAUUAACGAAGCCGGAGCGAUCAAGCUGGCUGACUUUGGACUGGCAAGAGCUUUCGGGGUCCCCCUGCGCACAUAUACUCAUGAGGUGGUGACUCUGUGGUACCGAGCCCCUGAAAUACUGCUGGGAUGCAAAUACUACUCGACUGCUGUGGAUAUCUGGAGCAUCGGCUGCAUCUUUGCAGAAAUGGUGACCAGGAAGGUCCUGUUUCCAGGGGACUCCGAGAUCGAUCAGCUCUUCCGGAUCUUUCGCACCCUGGGCACUCCCACCGAGCUGACCUGGCCUGGGGUGACCCAGCUGCCUGACUACAAGCGGGACUUUCCCCGGUGGGCGAGGAAGGAGAUGAAGGAAGUUGCUCCCAACUUAGAUCGAGAUGGUAGAGACUUGCUGGUGCAAUUGCUCCUGUAUGAUCCCAGCAAGCGCAUCUCAGCCAAGGCAGCCCUCAGUCACCAGUACUUCUACUGGAGAAGCCCUCAGAGCCCUGAAGAUCAACGUGUGCUGCAGAGACACUGCAGAUGAGAAGACCCAGCUCUCCCCGUGCACUUGCAUCUCUGGGUAGCAGUGCAGACCUGUUUUGGGGCACUUGGCAGGACCCUGGCUGGGUCCUUCCUUCUCCUGAGGAGCCUGGAGGGGGACAUUCUUGCAUUUAGAGACUCUCAGCCUGUUGCUGGGGAAAGUUUGUCUGGGUUACAGCCAGCAGAGCUGUUUUGAAGAGGUCACGUGCAAAAGGGUGGGGGGUGUUUGUCAGCAUAAAAGACUGACAUGCAGAUGGGAGAGCAUCUUUCAGAAGGUUGUCCUUGCCUUAGCGAGCUAAGCUGACACACAGUGAUUUCUGUGUGUCCAGCACUGGAGCAUCC
Molecule: messenger RNA, 1268 nt
Organism: Leptosomus discolor (cuckoo roller)
Lineage: Eukaryota; Metazoa; Chordata; Aves; Leptosomiformes; Leptosomidae
Gene: CDK3
Product: cyclin dependent kinase 3
Biological process (GO): protein phosphorylation; regulation of G2/M transition of mitotic cell cycle; G1/S transition of mitotic cell cycle
Cellular component (GO): cytoplasm; cyclin-dependent protein kinase holoenzyme complex; nucleus
Molecular function (GO): cyclin binding; ATP binding; cyclin-dependent protein serine/threonine kinase activity
Source: RefSeq, a predicted model, not a curated record